AUGCGCAUUGCCCCUUACGUCCCACCAGUCCCUCACCCUAGCGAGCUGCAUGCACCACAUCCCGGCGAGCACCCUGACACAUAUUGGGUUAUUACAGUGGGCCAGGAGGUAGGAAUUUUCUUUCAUUGGCUUGACGUUGGUGAACGUACUCAAGGCAUCAGCGGGGCCAUCCAGGUCAGACAAGAGACUUGGGUGGAUGCUUUGCGCUUGUAUACGAGGAAAUACAAUGAGGGCGCGGUGGAAGCGCGCCCCCGUGUAGGGGGUCGUUUCUGGCCACCCCAUGUCCCUCGGACUGCCCUGUCUGCCCCAUCAUCGCCUACCUUGUCUGCCCCAUCAUCGCCUGCCUUAUCUGCAAAUUCAAGCGAGGAUAGUAUCUGGACGUAUGUCGAGGAUUUGUCGGAACAAAUGACCCAGGACACGCGGUACUAG
This is a messenger RNA of Suillus clintonianus, 429 nucleotides long. RefSeq lists its product as uncharacterized. The transcript has 2 exons. Bases 1 to 429 code for a protein of 142 amino acids. The record is from RefSeq and is a predicted model, not a curated record. NCBI's taxonomy places the organism in Eukaryota, Fungi, Basidiomycota, Agaricomycetes, Boletales, Suillaceae.